Molecule: messenger RNA, 1762 nt
Organism: Passer domesticus (house sparrow)
Lineage: Eukaryota; Metazoa; Chordata; Aves; Passeriformes; Passeridae
Product: serine/threonine-protein kinase PAK 3-like
Exons: 12
Coding region: 347-985 (212 amino acids)
Biological process (GO): protein phosphorylation; regulation of MAPK cascade; regulation of axonogenesis
Cellular component (GO): cytoplasm
Molecular function (GO): ATP binding; protein serine/threonine kinase activity
Source: RefSeq, a predicted model, not a curated record
CUGCCUGUCUUGCUGGGGCUGCUGUUGUUGUUGUUCUUGUUGAUGUUAUCGUUAGCCAAAAGACCACAAAUUGCUCAGAGCCCCAGAGAGUGGAGCUGGGUUUCAGAUCUCCUGCAAGCUCAAUCUCUCUGUUUUGAACUUUGCUUCUUGCAUUUUGUUUCUUUCAGGGUGUGUGGUGAGUGUGGAAGAUCCAGAAAAGAAGUACACUGGAUGGGAACAUCUUGGCAGUGGGGGCUUUGGAGCUGUUUAUAAGGCCUUCGACACUGCCACAGGACAAGCGGUGGCUGUAAAGGAACUUUAUCUCCAGCACCAGGGCUGUGAGGGAAUAUUAAAAGAAAUCCUGCUCAUGAGAGAAAAUAAGAACGCCAAUAUUGUCAGCUACUUAGAAAGCUACCUUGUGGAUGAGGCUGUCCUGCUGGUGUUGGAAUAUAUGGAUGGAGGCUCCUUAGCUGAUGUGGUCACCGUGAGAAGGAUGGCUGUAGGACACAUAGCAACAGUGUGUCGGGAGUGCCUGCAAGGCCUGGCUUUCCUUCAUGCCAAGCAGGUGAUCCACAGAGACAUCAAAAGUGACAACAUCCUUCUGGGCCGGGACGGCUCCGUCAAGCUGGCUGAUUUUGGCCUCUGUGCUGUGCUCAGCCCUGAGCACAGGAAACGGAGGUCGAUGGUCGGGACCACUUACUGGAUGGCACCCGAGGUCGUGAGAAGAGAGCCUUACGGCCCCAAAGUGGACACCUGGUCCCUUGGCAUUGUGGGAAUAGAAAUGGCCACAGGAGAGGCUCCUUAUAUGCAGGAGACCAGUGACAAGGCCAGCUACCUGAUAGGCAAGCAAGGGGUUCCAAAUCUGCACCAGCUCAGGCUACCCCCUGGCUUGUGUGAAUUUCUGGGCUGCUGCCUGCAGAUGGAUGUGGACAGGCGAGGCUCUGCCAAGGAACUUCUGCAGCAUCCAUUUCUGCAAUCAGCAGAGCCUCUCUUAAGCCUCUUCUGACAGCCUGAUUGCUGCCAUCCCUGCAGCAAGGGAAUGCAGGAAGCAAAGGAAAUGAGAAGGACCACGUCAGCACUGGAGAACAGAGCCUCUGAGAGCACGUAGGAAUCCAGAGAAGAGAGGGGCUAGGAAAGAGGGAGCCAUCAGAGCAGGAAAGGAAGGAGCUGGAAGGGCAGCGUUUGGAGGCACAGUAGCUGCUGGCACCAUGGGCAAACUUCCUGGCAGAGGUAGAGAAGGAGCAGGAGAAAAGGCUGCUUGAGAUGAAGCAGGAAGUUGCCACCAUGCAAGUGACCAAGAAGAGAAAAUCAGCUCCAUCUCAGAACCCCACCAACACCAGUCAAGUGACAUCUCUGGGACCUUCUGAGAGAGACGCUCCAGCAAGACCUGCUCAGAAACGGCCUCUGGCUUCUGAAUUUACCAGUCCUGUGAUGAGGAAGAAGAGGACAAUUGGUCACUGGCCCAGUCAUGUCCAGGCAGCAGCUGGUGGCCACUUUUCUUCCUUCUUUCUGCCUUCCACAUCCCUUUGCUUUUUGGACAUGCUUCCAAGUUUUGGCUCCAUUUCCCCCUGCACUCAUGUGGUGCAAAAACGAGAGAAAUUUCAGAGUUCCAUCAUCCCAGCACCUGCCAGAGUGCAGAGGAGAUCCCCAAUUCAAACAGGAAGAAAAAUGAAUUGGGAAGACUGAAGCAGUUGCAUCCCUUGGAUUUCGAUGAAGGAACAAGAAAAGAUCCUUCCAUUGCCUCCACAUGCUCUGCAACAAGCAACCAAGCAGACUACUUGAG